AUGCGCGGCCCCGUCGCCGCCCCUAUCGGCCCCGUCGCCGCCCCUAGCGGCCCUGUCGCCGCCCCUAGCGGCCCCGUCGCCGCCCUUCGCGGCCCCGUCGCCACCCUUCGCGGCCCCGUCGCCGCCCCUAGCGGCCCCGUCGCCGCCCUUCGCCGCCCCGUCGCCGCCUCUAGCGGCCCCGUCGCCGCCCUUCGCGGCCCCGUCGCCGCCUCUAGCGGCCCCGUCGCCGCCCUUCACGGCCCCGUCGCCGCCUCUAGCGGCCCCGUCUCCGCCCUUCACGGCCCCCUUCAGCCGCCAAGCAGCCGAGCCGCCGAGCCACCGAACUGA
This is a messenger RNA of Closterium sp. NIES-65, 327 nucleotides long. The record is from the annotation of a GenBank genome assembly. NCBI's taxonomy places the organism in Eukaryota, Viridiplantae, Streptophyta, Zygnematophyceae, Desmidiales, Closteriaceae.